AUGGCCGCCUCAGUUCCUCUCCCGGUUGUACCUAUACCCGAAGAGCAUAAGGAUCUAUUCGCAUCCGUCAAUGCCUUUGUUUACGGUUAUAUGUCCGGUCCUGGUCACGACAACUCACACGACUACCACCACAUCCUACGCGUCCUGUCCAAUGCCCACCGCAUCUUAACCCAGGAACGAAAAAGCAAAUUAGCAAUCUCAUUCAAUCCAUCGGUCGUCUACCUCGCUGCUCUGCUACACGAUGUGGGGGACCAUAAAUACGCCAAACCGGGCGAAGACGUAGAAAACCAGGUCUCACGGAUCCUGCUCGAGCGCGGCGCGGACGAAGAUCUCGCCACGAAGGUUCAGGUCAUUGUGAAGCACGUCGGAUAUACCAAUGAGGUGAAAAAUCCCCAGUCAGUCGUUGAUGUCUUGCAGAGAUAUCCUGAAUUGGCGGUUGUGCAGGAUGCGGACCGUUUGGAUGCUAUUGGUGCUGUGGGCGUAGGGAGGUGCUUUGCGUUUGGAGGCGCGAAAGGGAAGGGGAGACCACUGGCCGGUGCGAUUGAGCAUUUCGAUGAGAAGUUGGUCAAGUUGCCCGAUAUGAUGAAGACAAAGACUGGGAAAGCGAUGGCGGGACAUAGGAAGAGGAUUCUUGAAGAAUUCGCAAACGAGUUCAACACGGAGGCAGAGCUUGCAUUCAAGGUGCAGACUUAA
Molecule: messenger RNA, 693 nt
Organism: Paraphaeosphaeria sporulosa
Lineage: Eukaryota; Fungi; Ascomycota; Dothideomycetes; Pleosporales; Didymosphaeriaceae
Exons: 1
Coding region: 1-693 (230 amino acids)
Source: RefSeq, a predicted model, not a curated record